Molecule: messenger RNA, 1503 nt
Organism: Gossypium raimondii (Peruvian cotton)
Lineage: Eukaryota; Viridiplantae; Streptophyta; Magnoliopsida; Malvales; Malvaceae
Product: B-box zinc finger protein 22
Exons: 3
Coding region: 185-1075 (296 amino acids)
Biological process (GO): regulation of DNA-templated transcription; photomorphogenesis
Cellular component (GO): nucleus
Molecular function (GO): zinc ion binding
Source: RefSeq, a predicted model, not a curated record
CCCCCAAAAUUUAUUUUUUAUUUUCAAUAAUAUAAAUAAUAGUCGUAAAGUAAAAAAGGGAAUCAGUUCGUUUGGCUUCGCCUGCUUUUACCCCUCCUGCCUUAAACCAUACAUAAACCCCUUUCUAUUUCUUCAAAGAGAAAUUUUGAAUUUUCUUUUUCUUUUAGAGGUAGAGAACAGAGAGAUGAGGAUUCAGUGCAACGUAUGCGAGGCGGCGGAGGCCAAGGUGCUGUGCUGCGCGGAUGAGGCGGCGCUGUGUUGGGCGUGCGACGAGAAAAUCCAUGCUGCCAAUAAGUUGGCUAGCAAGCACCAGCGUGUCCCGCUAUCUUCGUCUUCUUCACAGAUGCCUAAAUGUGACAUUUGUCAGGAAGCAUCUGGGUUUUUCUUUUGUUUGCAAGAUCGAGCUUUACUCUGUCGAAAGUGCGAUGUUGCUAUACAUACAGCAAAUCCUUACGUGUCUAGUCAUCAGAGAUUUCUUCUUACUGGAGUAAAAGUUGGUCUUGAAACAACUGACCCUGGUGCAUCUUCUUCCGAUGUCAAAUCUCCUUCUAGUGAAAAGACUUCAGAAACUAAAACUAAUUCUACAUCUAGAAGGGCGGCUCCUAUGGCAUUCACUGGUGGAUAUAAUGAGGUUCUACCAUCAAAUCUUGGAGAUGUGAACAAUGAGCUGACGAAAGUAACAUACGCUGGAGGUUCUACAGCUGGAAGCAUUCAGUCAUGGCAAAUGGAUGAUAUAUUUGGGUUAACUGACUUUAAUCAAAGCUAUGGUUACAUGGAUGAUGGGUCAUCUAAGGCUGAUAGUGGCAAGCGUGGAGAUUCUGACAGCUCAUCAAUCUUGAGAUCUGCUGAUGACGAGGUAGAUGAUGAUGAGCGCUUGGGUCAGGUGCCAGACUCCUCAUGGGCUGUACCACAACUGCCUUCACCUCCAACAGCCUCAGGGCUGUAUUGGCCAAACGAUUCUCGCGAUCAAUGUGAUAGUGUGGUUUUUGUUCCUGACAUAUGCUGCUCAGUUAUGAAAAACCCCUUCAAUUCAUGGCGUAGUGGCUCCAACCGAAAACGCCGGCGACACAUUUAGAAUCAUCCGCUGAAGUUUAAAAUGCACAAGUUUUUCGGAUCCACCUUCUCAGGAGUGCUUUUAGCCUAUUAUAUUAAGUAGGUCACCAUCUUUCCAAGUACUGGCUUGAGCUACUUGCUUCCAGUUUAGGCUAAGCCACUUUUCCUCUUAUGUAGAAUCAUUUUCAUUCUGCAGUUAAUAUUUUGGUUGAUAACGUAAAAACCAGAAUAAAAAAGGUCACCAGAUGAAAAAAGCUUGUUUAUGGAAGGAGUUAGUGUCGUUUCUAUUAACAGCUUGUAUUUCUUCAUGAUUCACAGUGUACCCUGAUCAACAUAUUUAUCUGUCUUCUAGACUUCGAAACAGCUAGUGGUUUGAUUUUCCAUUAUUUUCUGUGAUCUUGGCCACAAUCAGUUCAUAUUUGUAUCAAUGUGAUGUUUUCAAGGGAAAAA